AGGGUUUGGGCUGCACAUGGUGACUCUCAGUGAGGGUUCGGUCUGAUGAGGCUAGCCGGGGCUGUGAGUGUGAGAGUGAGCGAGAGAGAUACAGACAUUUACAAAGGGAGCUGUCCAUUAGCCGGCAACAGAGUCUCUCCCCGGGCGCACACACACACACACACACAGCACUCGCAGCCGGGUCACUGGCUCGCCACUAACUUUUGGUCCAAGCCUCCUGGAGUUUGGUCGUAACUCGAUAUGGCAAAGCGCAGCUCCUUGUUCCUGCGGAUCAUUGAAGGGAAGAAAUUACCAGCCAAAGACCUAACAGGAAGCAGUGAUCCAUACUGCAUCGUAAGAAUCGAUAACGAGACAAUUAUCAGAACUGCAACAAUAUGGAAGACACUGUCUCCGUUCUGGGGAGAAGAGUACAAUGUCCAUCUUCCCAGUACCUUUCACUCCAUUUCCUUUUACGUGAUGGAUGAGGACGCAAUCAGCCGUGAUGAUGUCAUUGGGAAAGUUACUAUAGCUAAGGACAUUCUUACUGCUAACCCAAAAGGUGUGGACAGCUGGAUGUGCCUGAGUGAAAUUGACCCGGAUGAGGAGGUCCAGGGGGAGAUCCAUCUUCAGAUCGAGAUCUGUGGUGACAGCUCAACACGAAAGUUGCGUUGCCAUGUGUUUGAAGCAAGAGACCUGGCUCGAAAAGAUCUCAACGGAGCUUCAGAUCCCUUUGUUAGAGUGCAGUACAAUGGGAAAACCCAAGAAAGCUCUGUUGUGAAAAAGUCCUGUUACCCCCGCUGGAAUGAGGUGUUUGAAUUUGUCCUGGAUGACACAGGAUCGGAGAACACAUUACACGUGGAGGUGUGGGACUGGGACCUAGUCAGCAAAAAUGAUUUCCUGGGAAAGGUGGCAUUCAACAUUAACAAGCUCCUGACGAUUCAACAGAAAGAAGGCUGGUUCAUGCUGCUCCCUGAUAAGGCACGAAGGAGUGAGACUGAGGGAAACCUAGGGUCACUGAGGCUGCAGCUGCGAUUACGAGAUGAGAGUGUUCUUCCUUCUAGUUACUACCAGCCUCUCACUGAAUUACUCCUCCAGUCAGUCAAAACAACCAACAACGGUGGAAAGGGGAACCUGCUGGCACUGAUCGAUGAGGUCACCACCGCUGAAAGCAGACAAGAGGUCGCAACCAAUCUGGUUAAGCUGUUCCUGGGGCAAGGGCUGGCGAAAGAGUUCUUAGAUUUUGUGAUCAAAUUGGAACUGGACAGAACAAGUGAACCAAAUACUUUAUUCCGUAAUAACUCGUUGGCUUCCAAAUCCAUGGAGUGUUUUUUAAAGGUGGCUGGUAUGCAAUAUUUGCACAAUACCCUUGGACCAACCAUAAACCGAGUGUUUGAAGAGAAAAAGUAUGUGGAGCUGGACCCAAAUAAAGUGGAAUUCAGGGAAGCAGGUUGUUCAGGGCUCCAUCGAUAUCAGACUGAGGCGGAUAUCAUUCAGCAGAGUGCACAGUGUCUGCAGUCCUACCUGACUGAGCUGGUUGAAGCCAUUGUGAGCUCAGUGGAACAGUGUCCUUCUAUGAUCAGAGCCACCUUCAGGCAGCUCUUUAAAAGUGUGGAGGAGAGAUUCCCUCAGGAUCUCUACAAGAACAUCAAGUACAUCGCAGUCACCAGUUUCCUGUGUUUACGCUUCUUCUCACCGGCCAUCAUGUCUCCCAAACUCUUCUAUCUAUGCCCUAAACACGCAGAUGCACGGACCAGCAGGACGUUGCUGCUUCUGGCCAAGGCAAUCCAAAGUAUUGGCAACAUGGAUACCAAUGUAGCCCGGGGGAAGGAAAUCUGGAUGGCACCAUUGCAGCCCCUUAUACUCCAAGGAGUCACUCUCUUUAGAGAUUUCAUCUUCAAGCUAAUUGACAUUGAGGAGGAUGAAGAGCUGGAAUCCCAGAAACGAGUGACACUGCAAACAACAUCCACCAUAAAAGAAGGAUACUUAUUAAUGCACAGAGCCAAGGAACGGGGGAUUCUAACAUCAUCACAUUUCAAAAAGCAUUAUUUUUGCUUAAAUUGUGAGGCACUAUGUCAUUCCAAAAUGUCUAAUGCAAAGAAAAGUGCAUGCAUCCCACUGUCCAAGAUCAGAGCAAUAGAGAAAGUGGACGAGAAGUGUUUUGGAAGCCCAUAUGUCAUGCAGAUUAUUUCAACUGAUGGCAGAGGACAAUUUGAAAUAAUGUAUUUACAGUGCAAGAAUGUGAAUGAACUAAAUCAGUGGCAGUCAUCAUUGAGGAAAUACAGUGUUAGCAAUGAGCAAAUGCUGAACUCCUACCAUCCAGGCGUGUUUAAAGGGGAGAAGUGGAGCUGCUGCCACCAAAAGGAAAAAGCAGCUCCGGGAUGUGACAAAACCCACUUUGGUGUGACACUCCAAGAGUGGAACGACCCACUUAAUCCUGAUCUAGAAUCCCACCUGAUUUACAGGCAGUUGCUCGCAGCCAGGGAUUCACUAACAGAAAAGUACUUGGAAUACAAAGAGAAGAGCAAUAUCACAGCCCCAGUGAGUGUAGAUGAAGGGAUCGAUAAGAUGGACAUUCCAAACCAACUCUUCCAAAUCAUCCAGGAUCUGGAAAGGGCUCAUCGGAACUUUGAAUAUUGGGAAACAUCAAAGGACAAAAACUUCUCUCUGGAUCUGCUCACAUAACUUCAUGAGAAAGAGUGAAUGUAUUUCAGCUGGAUGUUUCAAUUUCAAAAUCUAUUUUUUAUUACUAAAUUACAUUAGUAACGACAUCUUCUUGCAACCCUCUUUGGCCCAGACUUUCCUAUUUGUUUUGGAUGAUGCAAAACAUAGUCCGUGGCAAAAAAAUAUGUAAAUGUGUAUUUCCUGUAACUAGUCUUUUGCAUUGUUUGUAAAUGUAUUUAUGUCUCAUUA
This is a messenger RNA of Carcharodon carcharias (great white shark), 2889 nucleotides long. RefSeq names its product RAS p21 protein activator 4 (gene rasa4). The coding region runs from base 241 to 2661 and encodes 806 amino acids. The transcript is spliced from 21 exons. Gene Ontology annotation, biological process: intracellular signal transduction; regulation of GTPase activity. NCBI's taxonomy places the organism in Eukaryota, Metazoa, Chordata, Chondrichthyes, Lamniformes, Lamnidae. The record is from RefSeq and is a predicted model, not a curated record.